AUGCCCGCCACGCCACGGUCAACAUCACGAGCCGCCUCGGGCAGGACGGUGCCCCUCCGCUGCGAAAGGCUUGCGCGCGCCCUGCCUGCAUCCGAGUGCAUACGAUCGGGUCGAGCUGCAGUCGCAACGACAGCCACACCUAUAAUAGUGCUGCGAAGCCAACCUUGGAAGGAGAGCGAGCCGACUGGAAGACUUCUUUCCCUCCUCAUGAACCGCCGUCCCGGUGGUCGAACAACAGAUGCGCCCGUCCUCUCUCCGACCCAUCCCUUGCACGACAUCUUUGCCCGUUACGGCCGUUAUGCGGCCCGUCACGUAGUCGCCACCUUGCUCGUCUCCGUCGUCGUCGCCACCAUCCUCCUCUAUCCCAUCCCCUUCCUCUUCACCAACGACUUCAUCAACGGCGCCUCCAACCUGCCGCAUCAUGUCUGGACCGUCGCCCAGCCGCUGCCGCACGAUGCCGCCGGGGAACCCGACGUCAUCAUGCGCUCCAUCUGGGUCCACGGCACCUACAUGGAAGCCCUCAACAAGAGCCUUCUCUCCUCCGCCCUCGACCUCCAGGAUGAGCUCCUCGGCAUCACCAAAAACUUCAACCCCGCGAGCGCCCGGGGCCUGGCACGGACCGCCGAUGACUCGCACCGCGACCUGCCGUCGCUGAGCCACCGGGACGCCAUGCACGUGGCCAACGGCCUCACCAACCAGUCUUGGUUCUUCCACUCCCCUCUCCUCUACUGGGCCUGCUCUCACGAGCGACUCUCGGCCGACGACGAUAUCCUGUCGACCAUCAACGACAAGAAGAACCAGUCCACGUCGGCCAACGUCACCCUCCGCCAUUCCAUGGUCUUCAGCGGGAAGCGUUUCAAGGACCGUCGGCUGCUCGCCGCCGACGCCCUCGUCAUCACCCUCCACCAUCUCCGCGACUCCCCCGUCGGUCGCUUGUGGGAGGAGCGGGCACGGGAACUGCCCCGGAAGGCGGGACCCGACUGGGACAUUUGGCCUCCCGACGGCCGGCCUGGCUCGAGUCGCCGGUACGAGUUCCAGUUCCGGCCCAUGUCCAUUCAAGACAUGGCCAGCCUCGUCGUCGCCUACGGGCUCACCAUCGUCUACUUCCUCACGAGCGUCUCGAAGCUCAUGGCCGUCAAGUCCAAGUUCGGUCUCAUGCUCACCAUCGCCGCCCAGAUCGCCUUCUCGACCAUGUCCAGCUUCACCAUCUGCGCCGUCUUCAACGUCAACCUCUCGCACAUCCCGCGCGCCGCCUAUCCCCUCGUCAUCCUGGCCAUGAGCCUCGAGCAAAUCUUCCGGCUCAUCAACGCCGUCAUGCUCAACCCGUCCGAGGACAGCGUGAGCAACAGGAUCGGCCACGCCUUCGGCCAAACCGCCCACACCGCCCUCACCAGCAGCACGCAGAACGUCAUCAUCCUCGCCGCCCUCUCCCGCGCCGUCUCACCCGGCGUGUCCGAGUUCUGCAUCUUCGUCGCCGUCGCCAUCGUCUUCGACUUCUUCUAUCUCUCCACCUUCUUCCUAUCGGUCCUCAGCGUCGAUGUCCGCCGGAUGGAGCUCGGCGAUGCCCUCGCCAAGGCCUCGAUGCGACACAACCGUGGCAAGUCGGACAACCGCAAGCUCCGUUGGUGGCGCCACCAGGUCCUGCGCGGCCAGAUCGCCUUGUCGACGCGCGUGGCUGGCACCGUCGUCAUGUCCAGCUUCAUCCUCAUCGCCCAGUGGCACUUCUUCGCCGACGAGAGUCUGUUCGGCAAGAUCCUGCGCCUCUACCGGGGGCCGGAGCCGAACCAGCUUCGAGCCGAGCCCCGGUCGUCCUUCCUCCAAGGGAUCCACCAAGCCAGGAGUCCGACCUCGUGGCUGCGAAUGCAGGACCACGACACGGCCCGGGAGGUCAUCAGCAUCAUCAAGCCACCGACAUCCUACAGCUACGUGGCGCAGGUCUUCGACCCCAUCGUCUUCGUCCGGAAAGGUUCGGAUCGCGUGCCGCACACGAAGGAGCCGACGCUGCUGCCGGCCGCCUACGACUUCGUUCACCACGAAAUGGCCCGUCUCGUCUUCAUCAUCGUAGUCGUCGUCGCCGCCCUGCGCUUGCUGAUGAACUUUCUCCUCUGGGAGGACGACGGGAGCUUCAAGAGCGAGUCCGACUCGGACGACGCCCCCCACUUGACCGUCAAGUCUCUCGCCCGCGGUCAUCGGAUGGACAUCACGAUGAUGACGAGCUCCGCCGACGGCCUUGUCGUGUCGGCGAGCCUCGACGGCAUCAUUCGCGUCUGGUGCAUCCGUGGGCUGGGGACGAGCUACAUGAUCGCCAACGGCGCCGAAGCGGCGGCGACGCUGUACCCGGUCAUUUCCAUGGCCAUCGAUGGCGAAUCGAAAUGGCUCGCCCUCUUGUCGCGGCCCAAAAAGGCGACCCAGCCCAUGGUUUUCUUUUGGGACCUCGCCAAAAAAGUAUGGGGCCCAUCAGUUCCGGCUCCCGGUGGCCACCACAGGCCCAUUGCCUUCGCCUUCGACCCGACGGCAUCGCGCGACGAGCCCAGAGUCAUUGCCGUCUACCAGGACGGCUCCUUGGCCGAUAUUCGGGCGGGCUCCUCGAGGGAGAGCGAGAGCGUCGGCGUAUUUCCGACCUAUCUGACUUGCGCCCGCGUCGGCGCGAGAAAAGGUGCGGCAGCAUACCCCCGUGCAGCGUGCAAGCUUCCCACCAUCGCAGCAUCAUCGCCGCUGACGCCGGCACUUCUAGCUUCCAACGGCGCCCCCUCGCAGCCGCUGAUACUGUCCAUUUCCAAGCACGGCGAGGUCUGCAUGGCAACGCGGCAAGAAACGUCGUGGGAAUCGCAGCACGUCGCGGUUGAAGGGCUCGGCGAGUCCAGCUCGCAUUACAUCGAAUCCCUACCGAUGUUGGACCUGUUUGUCGUCUCGGGUCCCCGCUGCGUCUACCUCAUCAGCGCUGAGGACGGGUCGGUUUUGUACGCGUUGCAGACGGAGCGAAUGCGACCAAGGCCCCUCAGGUGCGCGUACACUUGGCAACGGCCCGUCCAGCCCGGGCCGGUUGGCCUGACCUCCUUCACCUUGGGCUACGUGGAAACGGACUCGGGCGAUUGCAUCCUGCAGACCUUUGUUCCCGCCGAGGGCUGCAACGCCAUUCACCUGCACACCCCCGCGGACGAGCACCGAAGUGACUGGUCUACGUGGGAGUCCGCGAGGCAGACGAGGAAGCGUGUCACAAACCCUGGCGCCUGGGACAUGGUCUCCGACGGCAGCGCCGUGGGGAUCCGGCAGAAGAGACCGUCGAGCAAGAACACGCAGGUCGGCGACUUGAGCGGGAUGCGUAAGCGCCACAGCAAGCGUCCUGCCGCCGCCGAUCCUUUCGAAGGGUGGGAAGUUUGGACGGCAUCGGCCGGCACGCGGCUCGAUGCAGACGAGUCGCAGCGGCUGAUAAAGAACGGCGAGCAGGCCGAUCACCUCCUCAUCACCGAACUGGGGCCAAGUAUGAGAGUGGGACAGAAUUCUGUAGCGUUUGCAUUUGGGGACAUGGUCAAACUGGUCGUACUAGGCGGCCAGGUGCGGGUCAAGGACGCUGCUGACGACGCAAACGGAGACUUGUUCAUCAACGCCUGCGCCAGACGACGCAGGCACGGAAGCGGGUCAAGGCGAAGGUCGUCUGCUGGAGUGCAGGAUCAUGGCGGGCGAUGA
Molecule: messenger RNA, 3687 nt
Organism: Drechmeria coniospora
Lineage: Eukaryota; Fungi; Ascomycota; Sordariomycetes; Hypocreales; Ophiocordycipitaceae
Product: Sterol-sensing domain protein
Exons: 2
Coding region: 1-3687 (1228 amino acids)
Biological process (GO): SREBP signaling pathway
Cellular component (GO): endoplasmic reticulum membrane; Golgi membrane
Molecular function (GO): sterol binding; protein binding
Source: RefSeq, a predicted model, not a curated record